Messenger RNA from Syngnathoides biaculeatus (alligator pipefish), 2868 nucleotides. RefSeq names its product pentraxin 3, long a (gene ptx3a). The record is from RefSeq and is a predicted model, not a curated record. The transcript is spliced from 4 exons. NCBI's taxonomy places the organism in Eukaryota, Metazoa, Chordata, Actinopteri, Syngnathiformes, Syngnathidae. Gene Ontology annotation, molecular function: complement component C1q complex binding. Gene Ontology annotation, biological process: innate immune response. The coding region runs from base 144 to 1523 and encodes 459 amino acids.
GUGAGAGACCAGAGGGAACCGCGGUGAACGAGAGAGAGCACUUCCUCACGUGCACAAAAACAGACAGAAGCACAAGGAGGCAAGCCAUUUUCCUCACACAUCUACUUCACUCUUCCACCUGCGCACACUCAUAGCAGAGCAGAAUGUUGCACUGGAGGCUCCCCCUGGCACUGUGUGUGUGGUCCAUGUGUGCGUCUCCGACCCUGACCUACGAGGACGACAUCGAAGUCAACUACGCCGACACCUACUACAAUGAGAUCACAGAGGACGAGACGCCAGAACCCACACCGAGUGCUACCCCCUGUAGUUCGCCAGACCUCACCAAGUGGGACAAAAUCUUCUCAAUGCUGGAGAACAGCCAGAUGAGGGAGAACAUGCUUCUCCAGUAUGCUGAUGACAUUGUCAAAGUGGAGAUGGGCUCUCUGCGUGGGGAAAUACUCAGGUUUGUGGCCCAGUACGGGGGUUCUUGUGGGGUUGCUGUGGAGACAGCAGGAAGGAGGAUGGCCAUGCAGCUGGAAGGACGCCUAAGGGAAUCCCUUGAAAGACUAAAAUUUGGAGAUUACGUUCCCACUGCCGGUGGGAAUUCAAAUAAUUUGGAGGCAAUGCUACAACAGCUUCUCUCCACCGCGCGAAUCCAAGCGACCCGCCUCGGCAAACUGGAAAGCAGCUGCUUCAGCAACCCGGGGAGCGCCAAGGCAACAUCGGAACUUCCACAGGGCGGAAGCAAUGGCCAUAGAGAGCAGGAGGUCACAACACAAGAGGUAGUUUUGGAGGGAGUCUUGGCCUUGCUGCAGCAGACAAGAAUGGAGCUCCAGGAGGUGCUGAGUUUAUCACGGCACAGGCACUUACCUGCAGGUAACAACAUGGCAAUCCUCUUCCCCAUGCGCUCCCGUCGCAUCUACGCUGCAGUGAUACCGGAUGUCCCACUUUCACUGUCCUCCUUCACCGUGUGCCUGUGGGCGAAGCCGGUCACGGUCUCCAAUAAAACGGUUCUCUUCUCUUAUGGCAACCGUCGUAACCCCUAUGAGAUCCAGCUCUUGCUCAGCCACACGUCAGCCCUGUUCACCAUUGGAGGAGAGACUCACCUGGUGGAGGCAAGGGGUGUGGUGAAGCCCAAAGGCCCACCGGAAUGGCUCCACCUCUGCGGGUCUUGGUCCUCCGUGCAGGGCCUGGCCUCGUUGUGGGCAGGCGGGAAAAAGGUUGCUUCCACCCCCGGAGUGGCCGAAGGACACGUCCUACCAGAUGGAGGCUCACUCCAGCUGGGACAGGAAAGGAACGGCUGCUGCCCUCUGACCCCGAGCGGCAGCGGCAACGGGGUGCCGGGGUUUGAAGCAGGGUUCGACCCCAAGCUGGCAUUUGCGGGAACGAUGACGGGGGUGAAUAUGUGGGACAAAGUGCUGCCGGAGGAGAAGAUCGUCCAGCUGGCUUCGAAAGAGGGCCUUGGCUCCGAGCAGAGGGGGAACAUCGUAGCGUGGGGGGUGACGGAGAUGGUGCCACAUGGAGGUGCUCAGUUUAUCAACUAAAAUCCACUCUCUGACAUUCAUCAGCGUUGUCCUUCAAGAUCCCAAACAUCAUAAUCUGCUUUCAUGCUAAAACUGAGAAAACGUCACCUUUCUGCAAAUACUUUUUCUACGACAACAGUUUCAACAGAGGCCGUCGCUCGCACAUGUUGCUUGCUGUGACGCACAGACAUUGUCAAGCAUUCGUCUUGGAAAGCGUGUGUUUCGUAGCAGGAAAUGUGCUGCAAGCGAUGUUUACCAAAGACCGAAUGAGGGUGAAAAAAGGAGACCGUUGUUAAAGUCAGCAAGUUCUGAGCCAAUAAAUAAAAUCCACUCAGCAGAUACAGGAGAGGGAAACCGGUGGUCAAAAAGAAAUGAAAUGUUUUAAUUGCAGACCAGUGAAUUUCCUUUUAAAGUUACUCAUUCAUUCAUCCUUUCAUUUUCCGCACCGCUUAUGCUCACUAGAGUGCCUAUCCCGGCUGACUUCGGGUGAGACGUGGGCUGCAUCUCGAACUGGUCGCCAGCCAAUCGCAGGGCAUGUAGAAUAAUUCACACCAAGCGCAAUUUAGAGUCUUCAAUUAAACUAGUAUGCAUCUUUUUCGGAUGAGGGAGGAAACGGGAGUACCCAGAGAAAAUGCAUAAAGGCGAGGCCGUAUUUGAACUCGCAACCUCUGAACUGUGAUGCCGAUAGGCUAACCAGUUUUUCCAAUGUAUCACAUCGAGUUGAAUCACACACAGCAAAUGUUGUUAAUUGCAUCAUUGUCAUCUUUUGACAUUUGAAACCUGGUGUUAGCUUUACCAAACUAAGCAUAAUACCGAGCAAGCGCUUUGCGAUGUCGUUUAGCCACGUGUUCCGGCCAAUACUUGCGACUGAAAACUGCUGUGUAUGCUUACCGUCAGCUGACGCUAGACAUAACUUCAAAUUGGAGAAGCUGUAUUAGCAAUAUUGUGUUUUCUUUCCUUUUUCACCUCACUAAGAUUAAAUUGUCAAUCCCCUACAAUGCUUUGUGUUCAUCAACAUGUUUACAUUCCCAUUAGUCAUUCUAUGUCUGCUUUGUCAGCGUUUCACUACUUUUUACACAUAUUGUAAUAUGCUUUAGCAUUUUUUUUUUGCAUUGCAAUGUUACAUUGUUAUACAGUAUUUGUCAUUUGAGGUGGAAAUGUUGUUUUUAUAAAAAUGAGGGCAAUGUUUACGUUUGGCCUUUUGUGAAUUCAGUUGUCUUGUAUAUAGAAAAUACUGUACAUUGAAUUUGGUGUCCCUGGCAAUGUUAACAGGUGAAAAUGAAUGUAUUUUGUACAUAAAUGUAUUUUUUCAUAAGAUAGUUGGUUGAACACAGAGUGUGGUAUGAAUAAACCUAUAAUAGCAUAA